Molecule: messenger RNA, 1300 nt
Organism: Limulus polyphemus (Atlantic horseshoe crab)
Lineage: Eukaryota; Metazoa; Arthropoda; Merostomata; Xiphosura; Limulidae
Exons: 5
Coding region: 44-892 (282 amino acids)
Biological process (GO): central nervous system formation; regulation of Toll signaling pathway; innate immune response
Cellular component (GO): extracellular region
Molecular function (GO): growth factor activity; Toll binding
Source: RefSeq, a predicted model, not a curated record
GACUUGACAGAGCUUUCAUAGACUUCAGCCACACGGCACCGGUAUGGUUACUCAGUUUCACCUCUCUCUGUUUCUGGUGGGAAUUAUUGGUGAUUUCCAGGAAGUGCUACCACAUCCAUCCCAUCGAGGAUCCUGGCACCCAUAUACAAGAGGAUCCCAUUAUUAUUCAGAUUAUUCUUACCCCAAAACGACUCCAUCAAAGAACAUAUUCCUUCCCAAACCACAAUACUGUCCCGAAACAGGACGUACGGUCUGUGAAAACGUUCCUUAUUACCCAGCUGAGUAUAUUUUCCACCUGGUGGCAGGCACCAAAGCAAGGCGAUUCAACUUCACUUCAGUGUUCUUAGAUGAACGCGAAGGAGACGCCGAACCGAAUGCCAACCUUCUCCCAAAUCAACCUCCAGGUCCUGAAGAGCAUCACCACCACCACAACGGUUACACAAACCACCAGCCAACCCAUCAUCCCUGGUACCACGGAUCAUCGUAUUAUGGUCGUAACCAAGAGUAUGGCCACAGCUACACGCCAUCUCACCCAUAUUACCGGCACAGAGGACGAAGACAACAAAACGAAGAACCUGUUUGUGCUGUCCGAACUAUGUUCAUUCUCCCUGAAGCUGGCCUAACGGAUAGGUCAGAAUGGAAAUUUGUAGUCAACGUACCCGACAGGGACCCUCGAUUCAAGCAAGUUAUCAGGGUCGAUGUUUGUAGCUCCCCAGGAGAGGCCUGCGCUAGCCAAAUUUCUCUUCCCCCUGGAUACAUAAGUAGGUGCAGACAGAAAUAUAGCAAGAAGUCACUGAUGACGCUGGAUGGAGAUGGUCAGGGAACACGCCAGGACCAAGUUUUUGUCCCUUCGUGCUGUGUGUGUCAGUUAUCCCUGAUCACGCAGAAGUAGAGACGUCACUAUGCGUGAGUCCAGUUAUGCUCGAAACAUCAUAUUAAAUGUCUGACGUAGCUCUUGGGAGACAAGUCCAAGUUUUGAGAGCCUUGGUCCAUAGGGACUAGUCACAACGUUCCAGUAUUUCUUUUCUACGUCAAGACUGACCAGUUCCGCUGUUCAAGUCGUUGAAUACCGUACAGCUAAGUGAACAAACUGAUAAGUUAUUCUGCAAGUGACUUCUUUCCACUGACUAUAAAAUCAGCUUCAUGUAAACUAACUCAUCUCCUGAAAAAACAAAACAAAAAAAAACGUGUAACAGCGGCGAAGCUAGGUGAAGUAGUGUGUAGAUAAGAUUACAAGAUUUGACCUAUGAACAGAAUUUUGAUGUUUGUAUGCAUUUCGUAUUUUAAAGCUCUGUAAAAA